This is a messenger RNA of Octodon degus (degu), 395 nucleotides long. RefSeq names its product sialic acid-binding Ig-like lectin 13. The coding region runs from base 3 to 242 and encodes 79 amino acids. The transcript has 3 exons. The record is from RefSeq and is a predicted model, not a curated record. Lineage: Eukaryota; Metazoa; Chordata; Mammalia; Rodentia; Octodontidae.
CCAUGGCAGAGGUGGUGCUGCUGGCGAUUGUUGAAGUUGUUGUCAAGAUCCUGCUUCUUGGGCUCUGCCUCAUCUUGCUCAGGAGGAGGGCAUCGAAGGAAGAAGCCUCCCUUGGUGCCGCAGAGAUGCACACUGUCACGGCAGCCUCCGGGAUGUGUUUGCAGACAGUCAGCGUCCACUUCCUGCACAGUCCUCUCCAUGGAAUGAGACAGGGUGGAUGCAACUACUGGACCGAGCCUUGAGUGUGCUGUGCCCCACUGGACUCUUCUCCAGAGCCUCCUCUCCCAGCUGGAUGAAGCUGUCACGCAGGCUCUGGCCAGGAUCAUGAGAGAUUGUAUGUGCAGUGCCUGUCCUAGAGAUGGCGGGGUGUGUGUGUGUGUGUGUGUGUGUGUGUG